Messenger RNA from Oikopleura dioica, 270 nucleotides. The record is from the annotation of a GenBank genome assembly. NCBI's taxonomy places the organism in Eukaryota, Metazoa, Chordata, Appendicularia, Copelata, Oikopleuridae.
AUGCAUGACCCUGAACGCAUCAAUUUCAAAUCGAAAGAAGGAUGCUCAAAACAAACCCUUUCUUACACAACGAACAGAUUCAACAGCGACUCGCUCAAAACUAUCACAAUGAAAUUUCAAUAUGUAGAUCUUCCAAAUGUAUUUCCAAGAAAAUCGACCAGUUCAGCUUCAAUAUUUCUUCUUUACUUUGAUAAUGCCGUUGACCAGUUUGUCUCCCUCAUCAUUUCUGCGGGUCAGCUACUUCUUGAAGUUCAAGCCACGCUUAUAUGA